Pelagomonas calceolata is the source of this 1161-nucleotide messenger RNA. Lineage: Eukaryota; Pelagophyceae; Pelagomonadales; Pelagomonadaceae. The record is from the annotation of a GenBank genome assembly.
GGCCGAGCCGACCGCUGUGUUAACGCAGCGAUCGGCAGACGCAGUCGAGGAGUUCGCUUCUCUAGCAUCUGUCCUCUCCCGAAGCCCGUCGCUCCGGUGUGAGCCGCCGCAGUUUGCAUUCGCAGCUCCUAGCUGGUGCGCCUAGGCUCUGUCCGAGCGGCACCAGGCGUCACCCUGGCGAGCCAACGCCGCGGCGCCGCCGCACAGAACACGGCCAUGGCCGAGGAGGGCCGCGCGAGCCCGCCGACGAACGCCAUCGGCGGCUGGAAUCCGUUGGACAGCUCCGAGCUGCCGUCGUGGGACUCGAUCGCGUCGGCGACGCAGCGCGGUCUCGACGCGGCCGCCGCGCGCGCGGCCGAAGCUAAACAGAAGUCGCUGGAGCUGACCGCGACGGCGCGCGAGAACUUGUCUCCGCACCUCGCGAAGCUCGACGAGGCGACGGCGUCGGCGCGGACGCGGAUCGCCGAGGACGCCUCGAACCUCGGGCGGCAGCUCUCGACAGCCUUCACGCCACCUGCACAAGACGUGGAGAACCCUACCGUGGAGGACGAGAGCGGCGAGCAACCGGCGUCGUGGUGGGCCUCGCAGCCGCCGCAGGAAGGCGAGGAAAACGCGUCUCUGUUAGAUAAAAUGUCGUCCUUCGCGUCGGAGACGGGCAACAAAUUGGCCGGGUCCUUCAAGGACGCGACGGAGGACCGCCAGGAGUGCGGCCUGACGCGGACGCAGCGGUUCCGGUGGUACGUCAUCCUGUUAGGUGUUUCCACGCUGUUCUUCGGGCUGGCCUUGCAGUUCAUCCCUUUGGCCGUCAUCAAACCGACGAAAUUUGCGAGUGCGUUCUGCAUCGGCACGAUCUGCUCCGUGGCAGCAAAAUUUAUGCUCAAUGGACCGAGGACGCAACUGCGGCUCAUGGUCGAGUGGCGCAAGCUGCCCUACUCGCUGGCGCUCGUCGCGUCGACGCUGCUUACUUUAUAUGCGUGCUUCGUGCUCGGCAACUUUUUCCUGGUCGUCGUCGCGUCGGCGUCGCAAGUUUGUGCAUUACUGUACUACCUGUUCGGUGACACGCCGGGCGGCAUCGCCGGCGUGAAGUUUCUGGGGAGGGUCAUCGUGAAGACUUUUAGAUUGAUCCUGUCGCCGUGUAUUGCUGCACUAAAUGGUGAUUGA